GGGUGAAUAUGUUGACUUGUUCGAGAAGUACCUCUCCUCGUUACUAAACCCUCUCUUCUUUGGCUUCCGCGUCGUCGACCGCGGCGACGAACGCGAGAGAGAAGGCGGCGGCGGAUCUCCCUCGUGCGUCGUAUCCGGGAGCUUGAAUUCAAAAUGGCUAAGUCAAGUACAAGCGAUGCCCAAGCUCUCUUUCGUUCUCUGCGUUCAGCUUAUGCUGCCACACCGACCAAUCUUAAGAUUAUUGAUCUUUAUGUGGUUUAUGCAAUCACUACAGCAGUAAUUCAGGUGGUGUACAUGGGAAUAGUUGGAUCAUUCCCCUUCAACUCUUUCCUGGCCGGCGUUCUGUCCUGCGUAGGGACUGCAGUACUUGCAGUUUGUCUCCGAAUCCAAGUCAACAAAGAGAACAAGGAGUUCAAGAAUUUGGUUUGCAGGAUCUACCACCCGAACGGGCUUUCGCUGAUUUCGUUCUUUGCAACUUGGUGCUCCACCUCGUGGUAAUCAACUUUCUUGGUUAGGGUGUUCUUCAUGGUGUCAAUCUUCGCGAUCUUUUCAAUAAUCUUAACUUUUGUAAGUUUGGCUUCACAAAAUUUACAUCAAACUCAGUUUUGGACUUCGUUUUUCCCUUGCUUUGGGUUAUCGCUUGAUGAGAAUCAUGUAAUUGCAGACUCUUUCCCUUUCCAUUGCAAUGACAUUUUUGAUAGUAUUAUGAAAAUUUAACUAAAAA
Messenger RNA from Zingiber officinale, 724 nucleotides. RefSeq names its product dolichyl-diphosphooligosaccharide--protein glycosyltransferase subunit DAD1-like. Gene Ontology annotation, biological process: protein N-linked glycosylation. Gene Ontology annotation, cellular component: oligosaccharyltransferase complex; membrane. Bases 154 to 498 code for a protein of 114 amino acids. The transcript is spliced from 6 exons. NCBI's taxonomy places the organism in Eukaryota, Viridiplantae, Streptophyta, Magnoliopsida, Zingiberales, Zingiberaceae. The record is from RefSeq and is a predicted model, not a curated record.